Messenger RNA from Chara braunii, 3053 nucleotides. The record is from the annotation of a GenBank genome assembly. NCBI's taxonomy places the organism in Eukaryota, Viridiplantae, Streptophyta, Charophyceae, Charales, Characeae.
GGAUACCCCCGAACAUAACGCAUAUGCAUUGUACUCGGGUUAUCGAAAAAAAUCGAUGGCUUGAAUGGAACACAUGUCCAUGUUGUACUCGGAUAUAAGGGCUGUUCGAAUAGAACACAUAUGUGUUGUAUCUGUAUAGAAAGCCUGUGUGUUGUAUUCGUUUACAACACAUAUGUGUUAUGUUUGGGGGAAGACAGUAGGCUAGGGAGGGUACUGGGACUGGUUAAGAAACCGGCUGUGCAUUAGUUCUUGUUGCGACCAGGAACUGGCUAUGACGGGUAAGCAGCGACUAGGAAGAUAUAAAGGUACUACAGGGAGUACGUACGCCAUCCAGUUACCUGUGGGAUCUGUUGAAUUGGCAUAUGGGAGAGGGGCCAAUGCCAGAACGGCCGUCGAUGCUCAAGAAGGUUCAUGCAGUGGAUGUGAUAGUGUGGAUUGCCCCUUGACAAGUCCUAGAGCUCAGCCAGGCGAAACGCAGACGGAUAAUCCUCUUCAUCAGCAAUUUGGCGGCUACCACAAUGUCGUGGUUGGUAGAGAACUUCAGAUCGUUGAUGUGGAGUUCGUGAGACAACUCCAGCACAUCCCGAUGGGUUCUGCUCCGGGUGAUUUCCUCGAUGCGAUUGUCGUCGGGAUUGACCUCCUUGUCACAAAGUUGGGGCCAGCGGCAAAGGGCAACAAGCGAUUGUACAUGAUAACCGAUGCGGAAGCGAAGUCGCGCGACCCGGAGGAAGGAACCCUAGAGGAGCAAGUGGAGCAGGUUGCCACGGCGAUGGCGGAGAAAGGCGUAAAGCUGGACGUGAUGGGUAUGCGUCUUGGAAAAGAAAUGACGUCAUCCAUUCGGUCAGAGGCCAGCCUGCAGAAUGAGCUCCUGCUACGCCGGCUGCUCAAGGCCGCCGGUGGGGAGAUUCAGACCGUUGAAAGCGCCGCCUCCUUGAUGGGAUCCGUGAAAGUCAAGGUCGUCAGACCAGUAACGACAUACCGCGGCGAUCUCGAGAUUUCGCCCAUUAUGAAAAUCAAGGUUUGGGUGUACAAGAAGAGCUAUCUGCAGAGAUUCCCUACGCUCAAGCCGUAUUCCGACCACGCUCCGGCAGCUGACACAACGGCGUCGCACACUGUGACCCAUUCGAAAGAGUACGUUAACAAGGAGAAUCCAGGAGUAGUUGUACCCCCAGAGGAAGUGAGAAAGGCGUAUAAGUACGGGCCGCAGAUCAUUCCCGUCGACAAAGAAGACGAAGAAACGUUGGUGCUACAUUCGGAAAAAGGGGUGAAGGUCAUAGGCUUCACAGAUGCAGCAAGUGUGCCGAGGCACCAGUAUAUGAAGGAUACCAAUGUGUUCGUCCCAGACCCUAACAACGCGAAAGCGGCAGUGGCGCUUUCGGCACUUGCACGUGCUCUUCAUGCCAUGGGCAAAGUUGCAAUAGUCCGCUGCGUAUGGAGGGCAUCCAGGAGUCCGAUUGUUGUCGGUGUUCUCACGCCACAUCUCGGUCAGAAGGAAAACGAUCCUGAUACGCUUCUGUUCAACGUUCUUCCAUUUGCGGAAGAUAUUCGGGAGUACACAUUUCCAUCCCUCACUUCAUUUCCCCAAGAAAUUCUGCCGACAGAGGCUGAGAUCGCUGCAGCAGAGAAAUUGAUCUGCUCAAUGGACUUAGCGACUCGGGGACGAGAAGAGGCGCUCCGUCCAGAAACGACUCUCAACCCGCUCUUGCAGAGGUUUUACUGCUUUCUGGAAAAUAAGGCGCUGCGUGGAGAAGCAGAGGUGCCCCCUGUCGAGGAUUACAUGAGGGCGGUUCUUGAACCGGACGCUACUCUUCUCGAAGAAGCUAAAGAAGCUACAGAGCUGAUGAGCAGUCAGUUUGCAGCUCUCCCUGCUCCACAGGAGCCAUUCAAGUUUAAUGAAUUUCUGCGGCAUUUGCGAGAAAUGUGCUAUGGGAAGCAGUAUAAAGGUUUCUGGCAACCAAUUGUUGAUGCUCGUCUUACACUGAUCAAUCAGGAUGAAGCACCUGAUAGCGAUGUAUCUGCUGACGAAGCAGCAGCAUUUUUUGCGCACAGAGAGAUAAGAAAUGCGGACGCUGUCCAACCAAUGGAAGACGACGAUGUCGACGAGAUGGCGGCUCUUCUAAUGUGAUGGUAAUGGCAUACGCCAGUGGCAAUCAGGGCCAGACAUAAAAUUUUCCUGACCCAGACAGAAUUCCUGAGUAUCAAUCCAGGCAGCAAAGUACACUAUCCAUCAUUUUCGUAUCAACUACAUGCAUCUACUAUUGGCCGAUCUUUUCGAAAACGGUCGAUCAAUGGUUGUAGGGCGUCAUUGCCAACUCCAAAAUGUGAGCGAUGGGAAGGUGAGGCGUGAUUUGGACGAAUAUGCCGGAGAAGGCAUGUGGUGAUACAAGUGGAAUAGAGGUUUUGUAUAACAAUGAGAUUAAUAAUUGACGGUCCAGCCUUCCAUGUGGAUGCCAGCACGUCACCCACAGUGAGAUGGGUAGUGGCAUGUGAUGCUGUGUGAAGAGGUUCUCCUCCUCUAAGAAACAAAAAAAAAGGAUUCUUGUUUCUCGUCUGACUUGACAAUGAGAGCUGCAGCAACUCCUUCGUCGUCGUCGUCGUCGUCGUUGUAGUUGUCGUUGAGAUGUGAAAAGGUGGUGGUUUUUGCCCUUCGAUAGUUGUGACCGCAUCUACCCGUGUGUUGUAUUGAAUCUGGACGGAUUUAGGUCAGAUAUGCAUAGAGGGAACCCCCAAUGGCAUCUUUUGCCACUCAGUAGCUGCGUUGUUCGGAAGAAGUUUGAAGAGCUACAAGUGUCCGCACAAUUGCACUUUUCCAAUGCGUAUCCAACCCAAAUGCUGUCCAGAUUCGGUCGAGAAAGUGCUCGUGUAAGUAUGCUCUUUUAAGAAUGUGAGAUGCGAUGAGGGUGUCUGUGCCUCGUCGAUAUGCCUCUCCGCCUGCCUGCCUGCAAAAGAGUAUGCUGAGCUCACAUUUUGCUGCGGCGGCGGAUGUUGGACGCGGGCUGCAGGGAGGUGUCUGUUCGAAUUCCAACGUGUAUGGAUAAACAGAUAUACGAAAU